This is a messenger RNA of Panicum virgatum (switchgrass), 3413 nucleotides long. Its product is annotated as pentatricopeptide repeat-containing protein At2g33680-like. The transcript has 5 exons. Gene Ontology annotation, molecular function: protein binding; RNA binding. Gene Ontology annotation, biological process: RNA modification. Bases 152 to 2383 code for a protein of 743 amino acids. Lineage: Eukaryota; Viridiplantae; Streptophyta; Magnoliopsida; Poales; Poaceae. The record is from RefSeq and is a predicted model, not a curated record.
UCGGCCCUCCCCCUCAGCCGUCCCUCACCCGGCGACUCACUCAUGGCGACCAGCGGUGGCGCUGGUGAGGGAGGUCGGCGGAUAAGGUGAGGAGCGGCGGCGGCGGACGUAGAGUGCCGCUGCCCAGCGCUUCUUUGCUCCCGCCAACGCCAUGGCAGGCGCGGCGCCGCCCGCUCUGCGCAUGUCGCACACGCAAUUCAUUGAGCACCUCCGUCGUGCGGCUGCAUCCGCCCGCGCCCCGCGCGCCGGCGAGGUCCUUCAUGGCUGGGCGCUCAAGUCCGGCGCCGCCUCCCACGCACCCGUCUCCAACUCCCUAAUCACCUUCUACUGCUCCCUCUCGCGGCCGCUCCUCGCGGCCGCCUUCGCCGUCUUCGAGGAUAUCCCCGCUGCCACGCGCGAUGUGGCCUCGUGGAACUCCCUCCUCAACCCGCUCUCCCGUCACCACCCCCUCGCCGCGCUCUCCCACUUCCGCUUGAUGCUCUCCUCCUACGACCGCAUCGUCCUCCCGUCGCCGCACUCCUUCGCUGCUGCGUUCACUGCCGCCGCCCGCGCGCCGUCCGCGUCCUCCGGCGCCGCGGCCCACGCGCUCGCGUGCAAGUUUCCCUCGUCCUCCGCCGGCUCUGACAAUGUGUUCGUCUCCACUGCCCUGCUUAAUAUGUAUUGCAAACUGGGCAUUACUUCCGAUGCCCGCAGGGUGUUCGACGAAAUGCCGCAUCGGAAUGCGGUGUCUUGGACUGCUAUGGUGUCUGGGUAUGCUGUGGGGAAGUGCUCUGAGGAGGCGUUUGAGAUCUUCCGGUUGAUGCUUCAGGAGUGCCCCUCUGAGAAAAAUGAAUUUGUCACCACGGCGGUUCUUAGUGCAGCUAGCAUGCCAUCAGGAUUGCUUAUGGGGGUGCAGGUUCAUGGGUUGGUUGUGAAGGAUGGGUUGGUGGGAUUUGUGUCUGUGGAGAAUUCACUUGUUACAUUGUAUGCAAAGGCUGAGUGUAUGGAAGCAGCUCUGCAGGUGUUUGGGUCAUCAAAGGAGAGGAAUACAAUAACAUGGUCAGCAAUGAUCACCGGGUAUGCUCAGAAUGGGGAGGCAGGUAGUGCAACUAGGAUGUUCUUACAGAUGCAUACUGCAGGAUUCUCACCAACAGAAUUCACCCUUGUUGGGGUACUGAAUGCAUGCAGUGACAUGGGAGCGUUGUCUGUUGGGAAGCAGGCUCAUGGUUUGAUGGUGAAGCUGGGGUUUGAGAUGCAGGUUUAUGUGAAGAGCGCAUUGGUUGACAUGUAUGCCAAGUGUGGUUGUAUUGGUGAUGCAAAAUGUGGGUUUCAGCAGUUGUGUGAUGUUGAUGACGUUGUCCUUUGGACUGCGAUGAUUGCUGGGCAUGUGCAGAAUGGGGAGCUCGAGGAAGCCCUAGUGUUGUAUGCCAAGAUGAACAAAGAGGGCAUCAUGCCCAGUAAUUUGACUAUAACUAGUGUUCUUAGAGCAUGUGCAUGCCUUGCGGCGUUGGACCCAGGGAAGCAAAUGCAUGCACAAAUAAUGAAGUGUGGGUUUGGUUUGGGUGGUUCUGUUGGAAGUGCUCUGUCUACAAUGUAUUCGAAGUGUGGGAACCUUGAAGAUGGCAUGGCUGUCUUCAGAAGCAUGCCUGAUAGGGAUGUUAUUGCAUGGAAUUCAAUCAUUUCUGGAUUUUCGCAAAAUGGAUGUGGCAAUGGUGCACUUGACCUGUUUGAGGAGAUGAAACUAGAGGGCACUGCACCUGAUCAUAUAACAUUCAUUAAUGUAUUUUGUGCUUGUAGCCACAUGGGCUUAGUCGACAGAGGUUGGUUUUAUUUUAGGGCAAUGACCAAAGAUUACGGUUUAAUUCCUAGGCUUGAUCACUAUGCUUGCAUGGUUGAUAUUCUUAGCCGAGCAGGGCAGUUAAAAGAAGCAAAGGACUUCAUAGAAUCAAUAACUGUUGACCAUGGAACAUGCCUAUGGCAUAUAGUCCUAGGAGCAUGUCGUAGUCUACGGGAUUUUGAUGUUGGGGCAUAUGCAGGUGAAAAACUGAUGCAGUUAGGUACUGAGGAUUCCUCUGCUUACAUAUUGUUAUCAAACAUCUAUGCUUCCCAGAGGAAGUGGAAUGAUGUUGAGCGGGUGAGACGUUUGAUGAGACUCCGAGGAGUUAGCAAGGAUCUAGGGUGUAGCUGGGUUGAGCUUAAUAGCCGAGUUCAUGUGUUCGUCGUUGGGGAACAACAACAUCCUGAAGUGGCAAAUAUAAAUGCCGAGUUGAUAAGGCUAGCCAAACACAUGAAGGAUGAAGGCUAUCGUCAAACAUGCAAAUUCCCAUUUGAUGAAGAACUGGAUGCACCUGGAGAAACUCAUGGAGAAGAUCAACUGGAAUUGAUGUCAGCAGAUUAUGGCUGAGUUCCCAAGAGAUAAGUCACUCAGCCCACAUGUCAACAAAGAUUCCUGGCGCAAAACAUAUCCUCCACCCCUCCGCGAAACAUUGAGAAGCACCGCUGCUCCGCUUCCGAAUACAACAAAAGCGCCACCUCCUCUGCUCGGCCAUUGCCCAGGCACCGCUCCACCGCAAACAGGAGCAGCACCAGGAGCAACUGGUCCUCUUGCUAAGAUCUUGCUAAGAUCCAAUGUUCAAGUGCACAGAUGCUAUCAGUUUUCCAGUGUGGGCUCUUCAGCACCAUGGUAUUCCGCUUGCUCAGGUUGAAACAUAAAUUUCAGGCUUCUGCUGGAAUGUCAUUGCAGCUUAUUCUUUUGACUUCCUUCUUGCUUAUCUCAGUGUUUUUGACAUCUCUUAUUGAUAUCUUCGUCCAUUGACACGUGAAGCUUGAGGUCUGUAGACUAGAUCAUAACUAAAGGUUAAAGAACUAUGGUAAUUUGUUUGGUGAAUUGUACCAGGAAAGACUCUGAUAUAUAACUGCAUCCCAAGCACGUUGGGGGCAUUACAUGGUUAUUCUUAUGAUGUCUCAGAACUGAUCCUAAAAUGUGGUGAGGCAUUACUGCAGGCCAUUCUUUUCAAGAGGAUUCAAAAUUUCAAAUUACCCCUUUUGGAAACAGUUGGUUUUGGAGAGACUAGGUUGGCAAAGUAGAUGGCAGGAGAAUUAUACCUCAAGCAAGAUACAUUGUAGACUAGUUGAAAAACUCACACUGAACAGCAAUGAAGACAAUCGAAUUUGAAACCAAUGAAUGGAAGUUUGACUUGGUCAGAUAUAUCUAUAUAUGGAGCCAGACAUAUCACUUGAUCAAUACGUCAGGGUUAAUAAUGUUUCAUGGGUAUGCCAGAACCCAGAGAUAUAUUCUUUUUGAUUAACAUAAUCCUUCUGUCACAUUUGGGCACCUAACCUAGGAUCAAAUAAAGCAUAGCAAUUAUGACCUUACCCUUUUAUUAUGAUGAUCUUCUAUAUGAAAAUUACUGGCAAUGCCAAAGAUUCCUUUU